CUGACAGCAGCACGACCAAGCGCACCGCAGCGGGACACCAGCGAACUUUGUUCAAGUGAAGACUUCCCCAACCUCAGACACUGUGGGCAUCAAAGUGCCCCGUAACUGCAACAUGGCCGACCCAGAUGGACAGAUGCUGCCCGGGACCAUCCAGAUGUUCGUUCGCGGCGACUCUGGCGAUCUUCAUGACCAGGAGCUCAUUUUGACACCACCCCCGACGAAUAGCCCCAACGAUCCUAUGAACUGGUCGCCUUUACGGAAGUACUGGCAUGCGGCGUUGGUGCUGUAUGUCACGGCCCUCACUGCCGCCAUCUCUAAUGACGCCGGUGCCGCCGCUGACGGUCUGCUGGAAGAGCUCAACAUAUCAUAUGAUGUUGCCAACACGGCUGCGGGAGUACUCUUCGCCUCGAUUGGCUACUGGGCGCUGCUAGCUUCUCCUAUGCCAUGGCUAUAUGGCCGUCGCAUUCAAUAUUUGAUCUGCUUGACCUUCGGUCUCGUAGGCUCUAUCUGGUUCGCUCGCAUACAAAACGUACAAGACUCCAUCUGGAACCAAAUGUUUGUUGGAGCGUCUGAGAGUUGCGCAGAGGCAUUGGCGCAACUUUCACUGUCCGAUCUAUUCUUCCAGCACCAGAGAGGCUCGGUUCUUGGUAUAUACAUCUGGGCGACGUCGGUCGGGACUUUCCUAGGUCCAUUGAUCGCAGGAUAUAUUGCCAUAGAAAGUUGGAGAUGGAUUGGUUGGACAGGCGCGAUUGUGUGCGGGUGCACUUUGCUCGUGUUCUUCUUCGGCUUGGAGGAGACGUCCUUCCAUCGUGAAGCCGUCCUUGGCCGGCAGCCUGGCGGGUCAGCUAUCGUCACACUUGCAGACGACAAGAAAGCACCAGACACCCCCGAGCCAAUCGACUGUCUUGCUUCCAAUGACAGCACACAGAUGGGCGCUGAUCGCAAGAAGUCAUACAGAGAGCGUAUCGCAGUCAUUACUCCAGCGCCCAACAUGAUUGGUCUGGGUUUCAAGCAGUACUUUCGCCGUCUAUUCCAUACUCUUCGAGUCUUUGCUUUCCCGGCUGUCAUUUACUCUGGCCUACAGUGGGGAGCCCAAGAUGCAUGGCUUACUUUUUAUCUGACUGUCGAAGAGGACAAUUAUUAUGAAGCUCCAUGGUUCUACACCAACCAGGCCGUAGCAAUUAUGAACGUACCCACCCUCAUCGGCGCAACCAUCGGCUGUAUCUACGGUGGUUGGUUCUCCGACAUCUUCGUAAAAUGGAUGGCAAAGCGACGCGGAGGCGUCUCUGAAGCCGAAGAUCGCCUUUGGCUCAUGUACCUUUCCGCCAUCAUCAAUCCCGCCGGCCUUAUGCUCUUCGGCAUCGGAUCCUCCAAGGGUUGGAACUGGCCCGGACCUUAUAUCGGACUUGCUAUGACCGGAUUCGGCUUUGGUUGCGCAGGCGACAUCUCCAUGGCAUAUCUCAUGGACGCUUACCCGGAAAUGGUCCUCGAAGGCAUGGUGGGCGUCGCUGUUAUUAAUAACACACUCGCAUGCGUUUUCACGUUUGUGACGAGCUACUGGAUCGACGCGAGCGGAUUAGCAGGCACUUUUAUUGCUAUUGGAGUCCUCUCGUUGGUUUUCCAUCUCACGACUAUCCCGAUGAUGAUCUGGGGUAAAGCUUGUAGGCGCUGGACGUAUCCGCGUUAUCAGCGCUUCUUGUAUUUACGCGAUGGCGAGCGAUAAAUUACCUAUUCCACAAUCUUUCUCUACCUGCAUUGCCAUGUGGAGAGUGUGUACCUACCUUAGAUAUAGGUACAUCAUCAAAAAACAGUCCCUUACCU
This is a messenger RNA of Sphaerulina musiva SO2202, 1821 nucleotides long. Its product is annotated as protein HOL1. Gene Ontology annotation, molecular function: transmembrane transporter activity. The coding region runs from base 113 to 1723 and encodes 536 amino acids. The record is from RefSeq and is a predicted model, not a curated record. NCBI's taxonomy places the organism in Eukaryota, Fungi, Ascomycota, Dothideomycetes, Mycosphaerellales, Mycosphaerellaceae. Gene Ontology annotation, biological process: transmembrane transport. The transcript is spliced from 2 exons.